AUGGCUUUAGAACAUAUCAAAAUCUUUCUCAUUGUCUCUCUAGUUUCAUCCUUCUAUUUAUCAAUCACUCUUUCUCGCCCUCUCGACGAUGAACUCAUCAUGCAAAAGAGGCAUGACGAGUGGAUGGCCGAACACGGCCGUGUUUACAAAGAUAUGAACGAGAAAAACAAUCGCUACGUUGUGUUCAAACGUAACGUAGAACGCAUUGAAGGCUUAAACAACGUUCCCGCCGGAAGAACGUUUAAACUCGCGGUGAACCAGUUUGCUGACCUAACCAACGAUGAAUUUCGUUCUAUGUACACUGGUUACAAAGGAGACUCGGUGUUGUCUAGCCAAAGUAUUAAAAAAUCGACGUCGUUUAGGUACCAAAACGUUUCUUCUGGUGCUUUGCCGAUUGCUGUUGAUUGGAGGAAGAAAGGAGCUGUGACUCCUAUCAAGAAUCAAGGCAGCUGCGGAUGUUGUUGGGCUUUUUCAGCGGUUGCGGCUAUAGAAGGAGCAACACAGAUAAAGAAAGGAAAACUUAUUUCUUUGUCUGAACAACAGCUUGUCGACUGCGACACAAAUGAUUUUGGCUGCAGCGGCGGUCUAAUGGAUACUGCGUUUGAACACAUAAUGGCCACUGGCGGCUUAACCACAGAAACAAAUUAUCCUUACAAAGGCGAAGACGCCACUUGCAAGAUCAAGAGCACUAAACCAACAGCAGCUUCUAUCACAGGCUAUGAGGAUGUCCCGGUCAACAACGAGAAAGCUCUAAUGAAGGCGGUGGCACACCAACCGGUUAGCGUUGGAAUUGAAGGAGGUGGUUUCGAUUUCCAAUUCUACUCCUCUGGUGUGUUCACCGGAGAGUGCACAACUUAUCUUGAUCACGCGGUGACUGCGGUUGGAUACAGCCAGUCUUCCAACGGAUCUAAGUAUUGGAUCAUCAAAAACUCAUGGGGAACAAAAUGGGGAGAAGGUGGAUACAUGAGGAUUAAAAAAGAUGCCAAGGAUAAAGAAGGACUAUGUGGUCUUUGCCAUGAAAGCUUCUUACCCAACUAUAUGAAAAGCCGAAAGCAACAGGAUGUGAAAAUGGAUUGUAGUGGAUAA
Molecule: messenger RNA, 1086 nt
Organism: Eruca vesicaria subsp. sativa (arugula)
Lineage: Eukaryota; Viridiplantae; Streptophyta; Magnoliopsida; Brassicales; Brassicaceae
Source: the annotation of a GenBank genome assembly